Molecule: messenger RNA, 1164 nt
Organism: Drosophila kikkawai
Lineage: Eukaryota; Metazoa; Arthropoda; Insecta; Diptera; Drosophilidae
Product: putative gustatory receptor 22b
Biological process (GO): sensory perception of taste; chemosensory behavior; male courtship behavior
Cellular component (GO): axon; membrane; neuronal cell body
Molecular function (GO): sweet taste receptor activity
Source: RefSeq, a predicted model, not a curated record
AUGUUUCGACCACGUCGCGGCUUUUGUCAGAAUUGUGCUAGGCUCAUCCUCAGCGCAGUUCUUUACGGAUCAUGGAUACUCGGAUUGUUUCCGUUCAUAUUCAAUUCCCGCAAAAAACAAAUGAGCCUGUCCCGAUGGCUUCGAAUCUACGGUUUAGUUUUAAACUUCCUCCUGAUUUUCAUACUCAUGUACAUCAGCUAUGAAGCUAAGAAGACUUCAAAGCUGGAUGCCUUUGAGCGGAAUCCCUUGCUGGAAGACAUAAACAUGCUUAUUGGAGUGAUGAGUGUCCUCAUUGCCAUCGUAGUGCACUUGAUGAACUUUCUGGGUAGCAACCAAGUGCUGUGGAUACUCAAUGAACUGUUGUGCCUAGAAUAUCGGCACUUCGGGGGAAUGAAUUUACGGAAUUGUCCCAAGCUAAAUAAUUUUGUGAUCCAAAAGAGCGUGACCAUAACAGCGGCUAUGGUAACCCUCUUGGCUGUCCAUUACGGAAUGCCCGGAAAUGUAACGACCCUCAUGAUGCUGCUGCUCAUGUGCCUAACCCAGAUGGGUCUCAAUCUCAAUGUGAUGCACUGCUAUCUGGGCGUCCUUUUUAUCUACCGAUAUGUGUGGCUCAUCAACGGACAACUCUGGGAUCUGGCCCAUCGAUUGAGCGAGGAUUCCUCGACGGAUUUCAGAUCCUCCAGGAUUCGCGAACUUCUCUCUCUAUACAGACGCCUUUUGGAGCUAAAUGGGAAAUUGCAAUCGGCCUUCGAGUUGCAAAUGUCGCUUAUUAUACUAUCUGGCCUUGCUGGCAAUAUUGUGGUUGUCUUUUUCCUAAUCGUGUUUGAAAUUAGUAUGCACAAGUCGUCGAUCUUUGUGGCUUUAUUUCUCCAAUCUUUGUUGCUAAAUAUCUGGGAUUUUUGGCUGGGUAUUGCCGUGUGUGACCUCACCGAGAGAACUGGCAGAGAAACCUCUACUAUUCUGAAGCUAUUUUGUGAUCUAGAGAACCUCAAUGAAGAUCUGGAAAAAAGUAUAAAUGAGUUUUCCUGGCUUUGCAGUCACGCAAAAUUUCGUUUUCAGUUAUAUGGACUAUUUUCCAUAAACUACAAUAUGGGUUUCCAAAUGACAAUCACCAGUUUUCUGUACUUGCUUUAUUUGGUUCAGUUUGAUUUUAUGAACCUGUGA